Molecule: messenger RNA, 471 nt
Organism: Diospyros lotus (date-plum)
Lineage: Eukaryota; Viridiplantae; Streptophyta; Magnoliopsida; Ericales; Ebenaceae
Exons: 2
Coding region: 1-471 (156 amino acids)
Biological process (GO): mitotic sister chromatid cohesion
Cellular component (GO): Ctf18 RFC-like complex
Source: RefSeq, a predicted model, not a curated record
AUGCAAAUUCGAGUGAAAUGCAAUUGCGCCGAAAACAACUGCCCCGAAUGGGCAAUCGUGGAAUUGCAAGGUGUCAUCGAACCCCAAUCGGCCUUCAAAGAUUGCCUCCAAAACCUCGAAAUCGGCCAACUUUGCCGCCCUCCCUCUCAUGAGACGUACACUUUCACCGAUGGGUAUCACAAAUUGACGGAAUCCAAAGUGACUUCGAAGAAACCAAUGGUGAUUUUGAAGAAAACAAGGCAAUCCAGCGUAGAGAGCAAUGACGGUGAGUCGUCAACGAACGUGGCAUUGGAAGUGGUUGGCAUCAUUCAACACCGUAUUUUGUUCAAGACCAGGCCCAAGGCGCUAAUUUCUAGUAAGAUUCAAUUUGGUUUCUCUCAAAUGAUUGAUUGCAUAACAUUGUGUUGUAAUUGGUCAACAUUAAGAAAUGUUUUCAGGUACAGAAAAUUUGACUGUUGGUGGUUGUUUUGA